AAAAUGGCGACAGGUCGAGGAAGAAAUCCUGGUUCUUCGGGAGGAGGACCGAUUAGAGUGGGAUACUAUGAAAUGGAACGAACAAUCGGCAAAGGAAACUUUGCAGUAGUGAAACUGGCAACUCACAUUAUCACUAAAACCAAGGUUGCAAUAAAGAUCAUUGACAAAACCCAACUGGACCAGGACAAUCUGAAGAAAAUAUUUAGAGAAAUACAGAUCAUGAAACUCCUUCACCAUCCCCAUAUCAUACGAUUAUAUCAGGUAAUGGAAACUGAGAGGAUGAUAUACCUGGUUACAGAGUAUGCAAGUGGGGGUGAAAUAUUUGACCACUUAGUUGCGCAUGGACGAAUGAAUGAAAAAGAAGCUAGGGCACGUUUCAAACAAAUCGUGGCAGCUGUUGCAUAUUGUCAUAGUCACCAUGUUGUUCAUAGGGACCUUAAAGCUGAAAAUUUACUGCUGGAUCAAAACCUGAACAUAAAAAUAGCAGACUUUGGGUUUAGUAAUGAGUUUGUGCCAGGCAGUCCACUGAAGACCUGGUGCGGAAGUCCUCCUUACGCUGCACCUGAAUUAUUUGAGGGACUUGAAUAUGAUGCCCCUAAAGUAGAUAUUUGGAGCUUAGGUGUUGUUUUAUAUGUGCUUGUGUGUGGGGCUUUACCAUUUGAUGGGAGUACUUUACAAAGUCUGAAGACCAGAGUUGUUAAUGGAAAAUUCCGAAUUCCUUUCUACAUGUCCACAGAAUGCGAAAGCCUCAUACGCAGUAUGCUGACAGUAGAUUGUAACAAACGAAUAUCAAUGAGGGAAAUAGUGCAACAUGAAUGGAUGAAACUGGGUGGAGAAGACCCAGAGUUUGAGAGACUUAUCAGUGAUUCUUUGCAAAUUCUCAGCAUAAAUGAUGACAGUGAACCCAGUGAAACAAUUCUACAACAUUUAGAGUCUUUAGGAAUUGAACGUGAUAAAGUUGUGCAGUCUGUAAAUAACAAAGCAUUCGAUUAUCUUAGUGCAAUCUACCAUUUACUUGUUGAAAAACAACGACGUAGUCAUAAAUUAGGACGUCAGCUCUCCGAGCCUGGGCCCAUACCUCCUAAUUUGGUAACAACGCGGACUGAAAGAAGGUCUAGCAUUACAACUGGUGUGGUUGAAACUGUUGAAGUACCUGUAGAGGUUCACACUGGUGAGACUACCCCACGUCCCCUCAUCAAUCCAGCCCUCGUUGCAGCUACAGCGGCCAUGCCACAUAUGCAGUUGUACCAACAGCAGUCAAUGGAGCAAUCUGACCAUGAGGAUUCUGAUGAGGAGCCAUCUCCAGAGGCCUUGGCCCGAUAUCGUGCCAUGCGUCGACACACUGUGGGGGUAGGAGACCCAGAUCAUGAGGCCCCGGAAGAUGUGAGAGUCAAACUUGCCCAUCAUCAGCCCAUUCUAGCCAUGCCACCAACAUUUAUUACAAACCCCAUUGAUCAGUUUUCGCUGUUCAAUCAUGCAAGCCUACUCCCUCAAAUGAAUCUACCUUCAAAUUUACCCCCUGUGCAGAAUCAUUCUCCUCACAACUACACAGUCAAGGAUCCUCAUUUACUGAGACCUCCACAAGUCAUGGGUCCAGGAGGGAUGGCCCAUAUGGGUAGAAGGGCCUCUGAUGGAGGGGCAAACAUCCAGCUGUUUGCCCAGCAUUUUAACAGGCCUCUCAUAUGCAGUCAACCUGGGAGUCAAGAGACAGUAGGAUCUCUCUCUCCAAGUGGGCAUCCCAUCAGUCAAACAUUACAGACCUCUGUCACAGUUGAGGAGAAUGAAGAGGGAUCUGACCAAGAGCCAGACCAAGAUGCUGUUGCCAGGUAUCUCCAGUCCCGAGGCAGAGGUAAACGGCACACUCUGGCUAUGACGAGUCCAGCAUAUGAGGUCACCGAAGAGCUGCAAGAGAGACUAGCCAUGCAGCAACCUAUAAGAUCGCGUCGUUGUGCAGCAUCACUGUUAACAUCACCUGACAAAGACAGGAUACCGACAGGUGGUCGUGAAUGUUACAAAGAGCAGCACAUCUUGGUUGUACCCAAUGAGAGGUAUAGCCCAGUGAGGAGAGCAAGUGAGGGGGCAGCAGGGGUACAACGCUAUCAAACACACCUAGAGAAACUAUAUAACCAGACAAUCAAUAAGGGUUCAGCACAUAACAGUCUUAAAGAAUUGCACCAAGAGUAUCAGCAACUUCAGAAACAAGUGGGAGGAGGUAGUAAUGCAGAGAAGCAGCAAGAACUACAAGAACAGCAUCAGCAUCUGCACAGAACCAGCUGA
This is a messenger RNA of Owenia fusiformis, 2277 nucleotides long. The record is from the annotation of a GenBank genome assembly. NCBI's taxonomy places the organism in Eukaryota, Metazoa, Annelida, Polychaeta, Sabellida, Oweniidae.